CCACAGCUCACACAGUGUACAGCAGACUCCGGCACCGCUCGCAGGCGCUUUGACAGACAGCAGGGCUGCUUGGACAGUAAACACACCUCCACACCCGAGAUAAUCUAGUUUUUCGACACGAGGUCUCGCAAUACUCGCCUUUCACAAACAUCCAGCAGACUGACGAGGUUGGUGUCCCGCCUUGCAGGUGCUGCCAGCUAUGCUCCUGAUAACACAGAACUCUUUUUUUCUCUCUUGUCUGGCGCAGAAACCUAAACAUUUAAGUACUCCUGAAUAGCGACACCUUCACAGAUGUCGGUUUAGUUAUACAACGGAUUUUACUUUCAUCGCCGAUUGCCACGUGCAGAGGUGUUAAUUCUUCAACAACGAAUCGCAUGAUUAAACUCUUUUUUUUUCAAACUUUUGUUUUCAUUCAAACAUUUAGGAUCGGCUUGGCAUUCGAUUUAUUCAUUAUUUACCAGAGUGGAUUUUUUUUCUUGCGCCAGACAUACCGCGAGAGAGGAAUAAAAAAGAAAGUUGCGGCUGAUUGAUUGACAGUCAAUUUAGUUGCCGAGCCGCCAUCACAAAGGAAGGAGAGUCUGCUGACUGACUUUGUACACUUCUCACCAACAUGUGGCACUGGAAUCGUCGCUAGAGCCAACAUCCUUCACAACCUGGAGCUGCAAACUAUUUGGCAAAAUAGCUGGCAAAAUAUUAUUGGCAAUUUGUACAGCGCUCGGGCCUGGCGUACCUACUUCAAGCAACCAUUGCCGGCAACGCUGGCAACCGCAAUACUUUUAUUGCCGAGGCAGUACAUAAACACAGAUAUUUACCGCAGCUUGUGAAAGGGAAUUCACGUGUUUAUGAGCAAAGCACGUGCAGUAGAGAAGCAGACUUUUAGUGCGGUUCCAUCGCGAAAUGUUUUUUGGACAAUGCGUGCUUUUUUGUUUUUUGGUUUGGACAUUUUGCGACAGGAUAAGAGGAUUCUCGUGCAGGCGAGGGCUGGUUAAGUUAGAAGUGGAAUCUUUUGAACCGCAUGUGAAGAAAACACGGCUUUGUUUACGCAACUGACGAGAUUCUGGGUGAAAACAUCGUUUGCUGCGGAUCACCAAAACGGUUUCCUGGUCCCCCACUGCGAGGGGCGAGACGAUGGAGAGUCUGUGAAACUAAGACUUUUUGGAUAAAGUUAUAGCAAAGGUGUGCGAAGCUUCAUCAUGGUGUGGCCAUCAGACAUGGUAUGAGAUUUGCAGGAGAACCUUGGCAUCACCUGAGUAACGACCAAGCUGAGGUGUGGAACCAGGAGGGACGAUCGCUUCCUCACAAUGGCUGUUGAAGGAGAGGCUUGAGUCAGGGAGGAUCAUCGUCUUGGGACUGUGAGGACUCGGGGUGGCUGACUGCUUGGAUGGUACAGCAAGACAUCUUUCUCCGGUUGCAGCAUGUGACAGAGCCAGGCGGAUACGUAUCCCAACAGCCCCUACGAGGGCAGUUGCGAGAAUGAGAGUGGCGUCCCUUGGGAACACGUUGCAGCACCUGCGCCGCGAGGUCUUCCUCUUCACACACGUCAUUCUGGUCUCCAUGGUAACAGCGUUCACAGAAAAGAGUAUGGGUGUCACCAUGGACCCUGACAUACCCGUCUUUCUACCCCGCCCCAACAACGUGACUUUCCACAGAGGCGACACCGCGCUGCUGCCCUGCGCCAUCGAGAACGUCGGCACGAAGACGAUCAUCUGGAGGCGGGCGUCGGAUCCAAACCCUCUGACCAUCGGGCAACUGGUUUACGUCAACGACGACCGCUACUCCAUCCACAGCGUGCCGCAGCGCAAGGAGUGGAACCUGCUCAUCAGAAACGUGCAGCAGGCUGACGGCGGCGUGUACGAGUGUCAGAUCAGCAGCCGCUACAAGCUCAUCCACCACAUCCUCCUCAGGGUCAACAUGACCAUCCGGCCAGAGCGUGAGCAUUAUGACAACUUCAAGACAGUUCAGUCCACACCUCGAGUCGAGAAUGAACCAGCCAUCUUUAUGUCCGGCACGAAGUUUGUGGAGAAAGGUGACUCCAUACACCUGAUCUGCAACGCCUCCGGUCAGAACUACCCGCCGGAGGACCUGGACUGGUUCAAGGAUGGGGUGAAGAUCACGGCGGACGGCAUCCGGCAGAUCACGGUGGACAAGUUCCGCGUGCAGUCCACCAAGACGCUGGUCAGCGUGCUGGACAAGAAGUACAGCGACAUGGGCGACGCCGGCACCUACGUCUGUCGCAGCAGCAACAUGGGCGUCACCAGCAUGAAGGUUCACGUGCUCAACGGUGAGAAGAUGAUUUUGACGACGAUGACGAUGAUGAUCCGUUACUUACCCACACAUGAAAUAUGAAAUGAAGCAUUGAUUCUUUGAGCAGCCCUCCCACAGAAAGCAGUUGACAUAUGUUAUUUUCCUACGAAUCUGUUUUAUCUUCUUUGAUUUUUCUUGCUAACGUACCUCCGUAGAUUAUUCUAAUUUGCAUAACGUCCUCACUGUAUAUUGCCCUAUCCUAACUAUUCUCCCUGAAGUCUCAAAUAUAUGUCUAAAGUAUUUUGUCCAUAUUGUUCGCCACCACCACUCCCAUCCUAUCCCCUACACUGAUUUCGUCUCUUUCACAUACUCUACGUCUCUU
This is a messenger RNA of Pomacea canaliculata, 2626 nucleotides long. Its product is annotated as lachesin-like. The transcript is spliced from 6 exons. Gene Ontology annotation, cellular component: neuron projection membrane. The coding region runs from base 1474 to 2346 and encodes 290 amino acids. Gene Ontology annotation, biological process: synapse organization. The record is from RefSeq and is a predicted model, not a curated record. NCBI's taxonomy places the organism in Eukaryota, Metazoa, Mollusca, Gastropoda, Architaenioglossa, Ampullariidae.